AUGGCACUGAAACUACUGGGAUAUCUCUGGCAAUACCCUGGAUCUCCCAUAAACGGCUUGUGCCUCGCGGUGUGGAGGAACCAUCACAUGCGCACCGUCACCAACUACUUCAUCGUGAACCUGUCCUUGGCAGACGUCCUGGUCACUGCCAUCUGUCUCCCGGCCAGUCUGCUAGUGGACAUCACAGAGACCUGGUUCUUCGGACAGACGCUCUGCAAGGUCAUCCCCUACUUGCAAACGGUUUCGGUGUCGGUGUCUGUGCUUACGCUCAGCUUCAUCGCCCUGGAUCGCUGGUACGCAAUCUGCCACCCGCUGAAGUUCAAGAGCACGGCGAAGCGUGCCAGGAACAGCAUCGUCGCCAUCUGGAUCAUCUCCUCCCUCAUGAUGGUGCCGCAAGCCAUCGUCAUGGAGAAGCGCAGCAUGAUCCCCGAGCUGGCCAAUCGGACGAUGCUCUUCUCUGUCUGCGACGAGCACUGGGGCGCUGAGAUCUAUCCCAAGGUGUAUCAUGUGUGUUUCUUCGUGGUCACCUAUCUGGCCCCGCUGUGCUUGAUGUUCGUGGCUUACUUCCUGAUCUUCAGAAAGCUUUGGUGCAGACAGAUCCCAGGCACGGCCGCCGCCCUGGCCAGGAAGUGGGUUCCUCCGUCACGUCACCCUGCCAGUGCCCAGCAGGGCACCCCAUCCUCCUCCUCGCACCGCUCUGUCGCCCUCAGCGCUGAGAUCAAGCAGCUGCGCGCCCGCCACAAGACCGCCAAGAUGCUGCUCAUCGUCCUAUUGGUCUUCGCGCUCUGCUACCUGCCAAUCAGUGUUCUCAACAUUCUGAAGAGGGUGUUUAGGAGGUUUGAGAAUUCAGAUGACCGGGAGGCUAUCUACGCCUGGUUCACCUUCUCCCACUGGCUGGUUUAUGCCAACAGUGCUGCCAACCCCAUCAUCUACAACUUCCUCAGUGGAAAGUUCCGGGAGGAGUUCAAAACCGCGUUCUCCUGCUGUUUCAAAGGAUUCGCAUCGUGCCGACGGAUCAACGUGCAUCACGUGACACGGAGCACCAGACAGAAAUCUCUGACCACCAACAGCAAAUCCGACAACGUUUCCAAAGUUCAUGAGCACGUGAUUCUCACUAGUGUCACCACGGUUCUCAGCUAGCACCUAGAACCCUAGAAUCCUGAAGACUGAGCUGUCGGAACCGUUCACCGGUGGUUUCGAUUUUGCCUGAACAGGGAAAUGGUUUUAUGUUGAAGGCAUUAUAACAGGUUGAGUGAAUUUACAAGCAUACUGAAACCACAGAGAAGGAGCAGUUCUGGAAAGUUGGCCAAAGCCCUUCCAUGCAAACUGCUGUAUAACAUAAUAACUAAAUGUAUUUACCGCCAUGUCAGACCGAAACAUUCAGAUCGGCAGGGAGAAGACUCAUUUGAUGAAAUGAUUGCCUACUUUUCCUGGUGAGAGGCAAGCAUUCGCAAUAGGGUUUAACAUUGAACUCUAACCCACCAGAAACAGCACCUCACUGCCUGGGAUAAAUGUACAGUUAACUCAGGAUGAUGGACUCACUAGCGCUUUUUCAUAGAGGACAAUCAUAUUUUUGGUAUAAUUUGUAGGUAUAUUUGUCAUAGUAUACACUGUAGAUGUUGUUUGUGAAGCAAUCUGUGCAAGUCCUUUGUAAGUUUGAAGCGUGUUUCAGUGAAGUAACUGGCUGCUGCUCCAGGCUCUGUACAGUGCAACGUGGCACAAGAUAAUCAAACAAGCAACAAGUGCAUGACUUUGUCUCUGCUCCCACCUAAUCUGCUGUACUGAGCCCUGUGUUAAGUGAUAGUGGUGUGUGUUGUUGGCAUGGCAUUUGAAUGGAAUGAGGAAGGGUGUACAGUCCCAGCACAUGGGAUUCUCCAGGGAAGCUCAAAGCAGCUCAAAGACAGAUUGAGGGAAUAAUGAUAACAACUUAGUAUGAGAACCCAAAACCACUCAGAGCGGCUGCAAACAGCAAAAAAUAGUAGGGGAUAUAUAUUAGAAAAAGCAUUAACAACGAUAUUUUUCAGAUUGUGGAUCCUAUUCACAAAAUAUGAUAAUAAUAAUAAUAAUAAUAAUAAUAAUAAUAAUAAUAAUAAUAAUAAUAAUAAUAAUAAUAAUAUUUUUUGGUACAGGCUUGGUGCAAAUCUCUUGUAUGUGGUAAAGCGACCGGUCUAAAAAUGGGAUGAGUGUUAGGAAAGUAAG
Molecule: messenger RNA, 2199 nt
Organism: Acipenser ruthenus (sterlet)
Lineage: Eukaryota; Metazoa; Chordata; Actinopteri; Acipenseriformes; Acipenseridae
Product: orexin receptor type 2-like
Exons: 7
Coding region: 1-1140 (379 amino acids)
Biological process (GO): G protein-coupled receptor signaling pathway; feeding behavior
Cellular component (GO): membrane
Molecular function (GO): orexin receptor activity
Source: RefSeq, a predicted model, not a curated record